AUGAAACCCCUGAAUCCCAAAAUCUCUCAAGACGGUGUUCACUGGAUCUCGAGGGCUAUCGGCACCAUGGACCCUGAAACAGACUACGAGCUGAUAUGGCGUCUAACUUCAAGCUACCAUCUUUCCGACUUUGCCAAUAACUUGGUCUACACCCUCACCUUCCCCAACUUUAUCAUUCCCAUGCAGGGAGCAGAAGUGGUCUGGCGCUCCGACGGCGGCAAAUUCGUCCACAAAGCUAUCGGUCGAGUGGAGCACUACAACAUGUCGUCGUGGUAUUACGGUCCCAGCGAUCAACGUUGCCGAGACGCUCUUGAGAGAAUUAACCAGCUGCACGCUGGACUCACACGACAGUACCCUGGAAGGUUCUCCCACAAUGGGGACUACGUCUACACUCUCACAUUCAGCGCUGUCUUGAUGCACCGUCUGAGAAUACGGCUCGGUCUCUCUGGGUUUACGGAAAAGCAGAUGAUUGCCGCUCGCCACUUCUGGAGGGACAUGGCCCCCCUGUUCAGGGUGGAGGGCAGUGGGCCUGUGGAGGACUUCCCAGCAGAUUUUGAUGGGGAGCGCAAGCUGAAGCGCCCCUGA
Messenger RNA from Colletotrichum orchidophilum, 585 nucleotides. RefSeq lists its product as uncharacterized. The coding region runs from base 1 to 585 and encodes 194 amino acids. The transcript is spliced from 2 exons. The record is from RefSeq and is a predicted model, not a curated record. Lineage: Eukaryota; Fungi; Ascomycota; Sordariomycetes; Glomerellales; Glomerellaceae.